Molecule: messenger RNA, 3207 nt
Organism: Eremothecium sinecaudum
Lineage: Eukaryota; Fungi; Ascomycota; Saccharomycetes; Saccharomycetales; Saccharomycetaceae
Gene: JSN1
Product: Jsn1p
Exons: 1
Coding region: 1-3207 (1068 amino acids)
Molecular function (GO): RNA binding
Source: RefSeq, a predicted model, not a curated record
AUGGUUGAUAAAGGUGCUCAGAAGGUUGGUACGUCUAAACCGGUGGUUUCUGGAAGUACAAAAUCUCAUGUACGGCAAAGUCUUUCUAAAAUACCGGAAGUUAUUGAUCCAGGGAUUACUGUCCCGAUAUACGAAGAGGAUAUAAUAGAUGACGAGGAGUCUACUACUUUGGAGGGGCAGCCCCAGAAGUUGGGAUCUUAUAGGGCGAAAGCGGGUCGUUUUUCUAAUACCUUGUCGAAUUUGCUUCCUAGCAUAAGUGCACGUUUGCAUCAUAACCGAAAAAAUACGGGCGGGAAGAAUGUGACAUCGACUGGAUUUGGGGACUCGAAUGUCGAGCAUCGUUCACCUCCAGUUGAAAUGGCAGGGAGUAUUACCCCACCUCAAGAUAUGCAGAAUAUGGUAAAUCUUCCAGAUCAGCCAUUUGUGACUCCGGCACCAAGGUCAUCUAACGAGUCUUAUACAUUCGAUUCUAAUAAUGCGUACAUUAAUGGGUCCUUGCAUGCUGCUGGAAACGUUACAGCAUCCAGGACUCGGAAUAAUACAGUUUCCUCUCAGAUUACGUCUCUAUCUAGCAUAGGGCAGAUAGCGACACCCAGCACGAGCAAUAUCUGGACUUCUGCGGGUGCUGUUGGAAACGAUCCAGUGAACAAUAUGGUAUCCUCUCAGUUCAACACUACAGCUUAUCCCGAUCUUGCUCAAUCAAAUUACUACGACAUGCUUGCUCAACAGCAGCAAGCUAUUCCAAUGCAGCCACAACAGCACACUUCGAGCUCCUUGGCCGUGCCAAAUGGCAACAACAUGUUUUGGGAAAAGAGAGCAAGAUCACACUCCAAUGCUUCUAGCAUUUACGCCGAUGCACAGUUAUUUGACCCUACAACUAUACAACCAACUGUGCAACCCACGCGUUCGAGGGCCUCAACUUUUGCCUCUACCACUCAGCCACCAAUUGUUGUAAAUGGCUCAAUGAUGACAGCCCCUAUGUCUACCGGUUUAAUAGUCCAAGAUGAUGUUGAUCCAAGGUCUUUGAAUUGGGUAACAACUGAUCCUACUGUGCCGGCGAUAAACCAGAUUUCGAAUUUGUUACCUUCUAAUACUAUUUCUAUAUCAAACGUAUUCCCGUUGCAACAGCAACAACCACAUCUAUCGAAUACGCUUAACUUGACUAGUACAAGCCUAGCAACUUUGUGCCUGAAUUUCGGUAAGGUGCUCUCAGCUAGAACGUUGAAAAUGAUGAAUAUGGCUAUUGUUGAGUUAGAUACUGUUGAGGCAGCCAUAAGAGCUAGGGAAGCUUUAAAUGGAAAGGAGGUUUCCUUGGUAGGUGCCCCCAGUGCUGUUUUCUUUGCAAAAGUUUUACCAAUGCAUCAGCAGGUGAAUGUUAUGCCGCCCCUCCCCACAAGUUCGCCAAGUGGCCCACAAUCAUUACUACAAGAGCAACUAAUCUCGGGUGCUGUGACAUUCCAACAGCAGAAUGGCAUUUCAAUUCCUGUAUUUAAUGCAAAUGGUGUCGCUCCCCAACAGCAGCAACAGUCUCAGCAGCAGCAGCAGCAGCAGAUGUUGCCGUCACAACAGAACCAACAACAGGUAACUAAUCAUCCUAAUCUCACUCACUCUUUCCAAUCCUUGUCUCAUUCUCAGUCAGAAAAGGAGCAUUGUCCAUUUCCGUUACCCCCUGCUGAUAUAAAGGACCAGGUUGCAGUUUUGGAAAAAAUUAUUGGUUCUUUCGAAGUAGCAAAAGAUGAUCACCAGGUUAAGCAUAUUAUCAGCAAUGCUCUUGCAUAUGACGGCACAAGUGAUACAACUAACUUUGGCCCCUUGCCAGAACCGUUGCCACAUCGUGAAUUUGAUGCACCAAAAUUGCGCGAACUUCGUAAAUUGAUUGAUGCUGAUAAUAUAAGUGAUUUAGAGAUUGAACAGCUUGCAAUAUCGAUGUUGGAAGAGUUACCAGAGCUAAGCUCUGAUUACCUUGGGAAUACUAUUGUACAGAAGCUUUUUGAACACUCUUCAACGGUUGUUAAAGAUAUAAUGUUGAGACAGACAACCACGUAUAUGACUUCAAUGGGUGUUCAUAAGAAUGGUACAUGGGCAUGCCAGAAAAUGGCUACGAUGGCUGACACUCCAAGACAGAUGGACUUGGUAGCUAGAGGGAUUUACAAGUACUGUGCACCGUUAUUUAACGAUCAAUUUGGAAACUAUGUUAUCCAAUGUGUACUUAAGUUUGGCUUCCCCUGGAAUAAUUUUAUUUUUGAGAGUAUUGUUGCCAAUUUCUGCACUAUUGUUCAAAAUAGGUAUGGUGCUCGUGCUGUUAGAGCAUGUUUAGAAGCACACGAUAUUAUUACCCAGGAGCAAUUAUUGGUUUUGAGCGGCAUGAUAUUGCUUUAUGUGGAAUACUUGGCCACCAAUAGUAACGGUGCAUUAUUGGUUACCUGGUUCCUUGACACUUCUUCGUUGCCCAACAGACAUUCCAUCCUGACUGAGAAAUUACUUCCUCACAUUGUUGAAAUAUGUUGUGAUAGACUCGCUUCGCUCACGGUUUUGAAAAUUUUAAACUUUAGAAGCGACGAGAAUGCUAAGAAGAGCAUAUUGGAUGCAGUAUUCGGACCAUAUGGAUAUGACAAGCCUCCUCCACAGGCACUAUAUCAGAUAUUGAGUGAUACCAAUUAUGGAUCGACUUUUGUAUACAAAGUCCUUUCUACGCCGCUGCUAGAAGGAGAGGUCAGAAGCCAUGCAGUACAGCAAGUUAGACAGGUGCUAUUGGAGAGAAACGGACCUCAACAUCGCCGCUUAAUGGAGGAAGUCGGAUUUGCAUCUGCUAACAACUGUAAUAACACAAACAAUGCUAACGCAAACACUUCAAAGCACAGACCUACAUUAUCACACAUGUUUGCUACGGAUCCAUCAGGACAUAUGAGAACUAUGUCUGUUAGUAGCACACGUAGCACGGGCUCUAUUCCAAGAACGCUGACAAGUAGUCAAUCGCAAUCAGCUGGUGGUUCCCAACAGCCUAAUUCGAAUAAUGCGUGCUACAAUUACCCAGGCACUUUCCCAGGGAAUUCUGGCUCGUUUUCUAUGGGCUCAGAUGAUAUGUCUUUUCAAUUCGACAUGCUAACGCUGAAUAAUAAUACCCAGGUAUCGUUACCACAGUUGGGAGUGAAUAACCAAGUCAACACUAAUGGCAGCACUGGAUAUACGAACAGCAAUGGGAAUUAA